AUGUCAACAUCCACGUCUGCUCGAACAAAGAAGGCACCGACACGGGUCAGGAACACCAGUGCGGGUCAUUGCCACGGAGCACCUCCGCCGGCUUCGACUUGGUCCUCAUCCUCGGCAACGGCAACGGCAUUGGCGACCGCAUCCGCAUCCGCAUCCGCAUCCGCAUCAGCUUCGGCUUCGCCCGCACCGUCAACGCAAGGCGCAGAAGAGGACUGGCAACUCGACUCGAUCGAGGAUGCGCUGGCCGACAUCAAGCGCGGCGAGUUUGUCGUCGUCGUCGAUGACAUGGACCGCGAGAACGAAGGCGACCUCAUCAUCGCCGCGCACAACAUCUCGACCGAGCAAAUGGCCUGGCUCAUUCGUCAUUCGUCGUCAGUCUGGUAGCUGCUUCAGCAAGGAAGAGACCGCGAAAGGCUUACACGACGCGAUCUGACUUUACAGAGGGUACAUCUGCAUCUGCCUGCCCGCGCAACGGCUCGAGGAACUUGACAUCAAGAUGAUGGUCGAGGACAACCAGGACAAGAACAAGACCGCCUACGCCGUGACCGUGGACUACCGACAUGGUCAGUGUGCACCACAGUAGUAGCAAUGGCGUCUUUGUCUGUCUCGGCCCUGACGCUCACCCCGGCUCCCCACUCUGGCAGGAACGACGACCGGCAUUUCGGCCCACGAUCGAGCCUUGACGGCCGUCAAACUGACCGACCCGAGCUCGACCGCUGCCGACUUUUCAAGACCGGGUCAUCUGGUGCCUCUUCGCGCCGCAGAUGGAGGUGUUUUGGCACGCAAGGGGCAUACAGAAGCUUCGAUCGGUAAGUCUUGCGCUCUUGCGACCAGGAGAGAGUGGUGGAGAAGAUUCCCCGCCCCGGACUGUGGCUGAGAACGUGCUUUUGCCUCCCUCACAGACCUUUGCCGUCUCGCCGGUCUACCACCAGCAGGCAUCAUCUGCGAGCUCGUCAAGGCCGACGACCCGAUGGGAUCCAUGGCCCGUCGCGACGACUGCUUCAAGUUUGCGCGUGAUUGGGGGCUCAAGAUGAUCAGUAUCGAGCAGAUCGAGCAGUACCGGAAACAAAAGGGGCUGUAG
This is a messenger RNA of Microbotryum saponariae, 1081 nucleotides long. NCBI's taxonomy places the organism in Eukaryota, Fungi, Basidiomycota, Microbotryomycetes, Microbotryales, Microbotryaceae. The record is from the annotation of a GenBank genome assembly.